This is a messenger RNA of Aphidius gifuensis, 1603 nucleotides long. It is a transcript of the gene Arp2, whose product is annotated as actin-related protein 2. Gene Ontology annotation, biological process: Arp2/3 complex-mediated actin nucleation. Gene Ontology annotation, cellular component: Arp2/3 protein complex; actin cortical patch. Gene Ontology annotation, molecular function: actin filament binding. The transcript is spliced from 8 exons. The record is from RefSeq and is a predicted model, not a curated record. NCBI's taxonomy places the organism in Eukaryota, Metazoa, Arthropoda, Insecta, Hymenoptera, Braconidae. Bases 357 to 1562 code for a protein of 401 amino acids.
AAAAAAAAAAAAAAGAAAACUGUGACAACUGUGUUUUUUUUUUUAUGUUUGACAUUUAAAUAAAUAAUACUAAAACAAGUUAUUAUUUAUCAAGUUAAUAAUUUCUUAUUGUUGAAAAAAAAAAAAGAAAACACUUGAUCAGUCAAUGAGUCACUGAUAAGGAUUAAAAAAAAUAAAAUUAGAUAAAAAAAAAUCGACGUGGAAUAAACACUACGCCAUGCCGGUGUGACGCCCUUUUUUAUAUUGUGAUAAUAAGUCAUAUUGUUUAACUAAAAAAAGUCAAUCAACAAUAAACAAUUAAAAAAUUUAAUUUACUUUUUUAUUUAUCAAAAUUGAUUGAGUAAUUUUUUGGCACAAUGGAUGAUAAAGGAAGAAAAGUCAUCGUUUGUGACAAUGGCACUGGGUUUGUCAAAUGUGGAUAUGCUGGAGCUAAUUUUCCAGCUCAUAUUUUUCCCUCAAUUGUUGGAAGACCAAUUAUCAGAGCUGUCAAUAAAAUUGGGGACAUUGAUGUCAAGGACGUGUUUAACAUGCCUGAUUUGAUGAUUGGUGAUGAAGCCAGUAAACUACGUUCAUUAUUGGAAAUAAAUUAUCCAAUGCAAAAUGGAAUUGUCAGAAACUGGGAAGAUAUGUGCCACGUUUGGGAUUAUACAUUUGGUAAAGAAAAACUUGAUAUUAAUCCAAAAGAAUGUAAAAUAUUAUUGACUGAACCACCAAUGAAUCCAACAACAAAUCGUGAAAAAAUGAUUGAGGUGAUGUUUGAAAAAUAUCAAUUUGCUGGUGUAUAUAUUGCAGUCCAAGCUGUGCUCACAUUAUAUGCACAAGGUUUGAUAAGUGGUGUAGUUGUUGAUUCAGGCGAUGGUGUAACUCAUAUUUGUCCAGUUUAUGAAGAAUAUGCAUUACCACAUUUAACAAGAAGACUUGAUAUUGCUGGGCGUGAUAUAACAAUAUAUCUUAUUAAAUUAUUAUUAUUACGUGGUUAUGCAUUUAAUCAUUCAGCUGAUUUUGAAACAGUUAGAAUGCUUAAAGAAAAAUUAUGUUAUGUUGGUUAUAAUAUUGAAACUGAAGAAAAAUUAGCUGUUGAAACAACAGUUCUAGUCGAGUCUUAUACUUUGCCUGAUGGAAGAGUUAUUAAAGUUGGUGGUGAACGUUUUGCAGCACCAGAAGCAUUAUUUCAACCACAUUUAAUUAAUGUUGAAGCACCAGGUAUUGCUGAGCUUGUAUUUAAUACAAUUCAAUCAGCAGAUAUUGAUAUGAGAAGUGAAUUGUAUAAACACAUUGUUCUUAGUGGAGGUAGUACAAUGUAUCCUGGUUUACCAUCAAGAUUAGAACGUGAAAUUAAACAAUUAUAUCUUCAACGAGUUCUUAAAAAUGAUACAUCAAAAUUAGGGAAAUUUAAAAUAAAAAUUGAAGAUUCACCAAGACGUAAAGACAUGGUCUUUAUGGGUGGUGCAGUACUUGCUGAUUUAACAAAAAAUCGUGACUCAUUUUGGAUAAUGAGAGAAGAAUACGAAGAAAAAGGAUUGAGUGUAUUAAAAAAAUUAACAACAUACGAUACAAAGUGAUUGUUUUAAUGAAAUAAAAAUUAUUGAAUAAAAAAAAAAAA